Gordionus sp. m RMFG-2023 is the source of this 1584-nucleotide messenger RNA. RefSeq lists its product as uncharacterized. Lineage: Eukaryota; Metazoa; Nematomorpha; Gordioida; Chordodea; Parachordodidae. Bases 1 to 1584 code for a protein of 527 amino acids. The transcript has a single exon. The record is from RefSeq and is a predicted model, not a curated record.
AUGGAUGGAAAAAUAUAUUCGAUAUCAAAAAAGAUUUGCACCGAGUAUAAAGGUAUCUUAGACAGAGGAAAUCAGUUAUUUAACGAUCCUACUAUAGUCGAAAAUUUUGUCGAAGAAAGGGAUGAUCCGAAAGAGAGAUUACUAACAAAUCCUAAUAAUCGCCUUAAAAGGACAUUAUCCAUACGUUGGCGUGUAAUUUUGAAAAAAAUUGAUGAAGAGAUCAACAAGGUGAACUAUAACCCUAAAACAUUUUUGAACAGUUCACCGGGGAAGGCUCUCUCAAAUUCUUUAAAAGGUUUGCCGAAUGAAAUGGGAGAGUUGCACAAAAUAUUCCAGAAAAUUGGGAUCGAAUGUGAAAAUUUUAUGUAUCAAAAGGAAAGCAAUCUAUCUAACCAGAUGGUGCCCUCCAAUUUUAAUUCUUAUAACGUGAUCUCUAACCAUGGAUAUCCUGAGGGUCAAUCAAUGACCGGAAAUAAUCAGGGUUGUCAUUUGCCCUCUUCUAAUGUUUAUAAUCAACAAAUAUGGCAAAGACAACCUGGUUAUGUUCAAAAUUUUAAUCACAUACCCAAUUCAUAUUUGACCCAUAUCCCAUCCGACUAUAAUAAUCCAAAUGAGGUAUACAAUAAUCCGAACGAGGUAAGAUCUAUCACACCAUUUCAUUAUCCUAACUUUCAAAAUCAUAGCAAUAUUCCUCCUUGUUAUGCAAAUAUUAAUAACAUGCAAAAUCCCAUUUAUAAUUAUCCGUUCAUCCAAAAUGGAUCUUGUGAUGUACCUGCAAACAUUCAGAGACCUAUAAAUCAAAACGAUCAACAAGUGGCUCAAACAAAACCCUUGAAUGAAGAUAAUAGAUUACCAAAUUUCAAUUAUCCAUCUUCGCCUCAACAAAGUUGUAUAACUAACUAUUCUUUAAACACAACUCAAGAGAUUCACAACCCCGCUAAUUACGUUGAGGUUAUUACGGUGGACAAAAUAAAUUCCGACAAUCUGAAUGAGCGCUUACUAAAGAUUCCCUUAAAUAAUUCUCCAAAUAUGGAUAUUCCUGAUAAAUCGCCACAAAAUGCAAUACAGGGGGGAGCCGAAUCAGUAAUUAUCAAUAAUAUUUUAAUCCCGACCAAUUUGGUAGAGGAAUUUACUCGUACUUAUUAUUUGAAUCCAAAAAGCUUGCCCAAUAAAAAUGUUGAUAGCAACCCCCAUAUUGAACAAUGUUCGAAAGAUUCACAAUAUCAACCGAAAAAUGAUGGACACCAACAAACCAACUCGGUAAUUGAUUAUGUACAAAAUAAGUUGCCAAGCGAAGGGAACUUCGAUUUUUGCAAUCAUUUAGCUAUGAAUGGAUAUGCUAGAGAUGAUUCAAAUUUGAAAAAUCUUCCACAAUUUAAAGACUCGACAUCUUCUAUGCAAAAUUUUAACUCCAAUCUUUCACCACAAGGUCAAAAUAUGAACGUUUCCGAAUUGAUAAAUUGUUUCUUUGAAAAUCUAAGUUGCAAUAAUAGUGUAAAAAUGAAUACUGCGCUAAAGGAUACAAAUGAUACUUCUAGCCAAAUAGCCUACGGAGUAAUGAAUGUCAUACCAAACAUCAUAUAA